CUUCCCUUUGAAUUUGCGGUUGCCAUUUUAUCACGCCUAGGCAUUGACCCUGGUCAUUACACACGUCGCUGAUCAUCAACCCCAGAGUACGCGUACAAAGGCGAAUGCCUGGCGAUGCUACUUGUGAGGUGCUCAAUCCGUCUCGUCAGCCACAUGAAGCGAACAUGACUUCGGCAAUUUUCGAGAAGCUGGUCCUACAUGCACCGCAUAUCUCCGGCAAGCAAUUGAUCCCUGCCUUCAUUUAUGGAACGGCUUGGAAGAAAGAGGCCACCACAGAUCUGGUCUAUCAAGCUCUUUGCAAUGGCUUCACAGCUGUUGACACGGCUGCUCAGCCGAAGCAUUACAGGGAAGACCUCGUGGCUGCAGGAAUUGCCAGAGCGAUCAAUGAUGCAAAGGUCAAACGAUCAGACCUCUACUUACAGACCAAAUUCACAAGUGUUCAAGGCCAAGAUCCUGACCACAUGCCUUACGACAAGGAUAGUCCCUUGAUAGAGCAGGUGAACGCUUCUAUCAUGAGCUCACUACUGAACUUCAAUUUUGCCAAUGUGGUGAAGGAGGGCGAUGUAAAAGAUCCGUACAUUGACACCCUUGUUCUGCAUUCUCCUAUGGACACAUUUGACGAGACCUUGGAGGUAUGGCGCGCCCUGGAACAAUAUGUGCCUAAUGAGAUCCGCAACUUGGGCAUCUCCAACUGUAACCUAUUCACACUGAUGGAAUUGUAUGAGCGGUCAACCAUCAAACCAAGUGUGGUGCAGAACCGCUUUUAUCCCUCGACAAAAUUCGACAUUGGAGUGCGCAAAUUCUGUCAAGAGAAGAACAUCCUAUACGAGAGUUUCUGGACUCUGAGCGCCAAUCCGAAGCUUGUCUGGUCGGCAGAGGUCGGGUCCCUUGCAAACCAGGUGGGCAUCAGCACUCAGUCGGCACUGUACUGUCUCGUGCUUGCGCUUGGGAAUAUUACAAUCCUCAACGGAACCAAGAGUCCGAGGCAUAUACAGGAAGACUGGGAGGCGAUAGAUAAAGUUAAGCAAUUCGCAGAGAAGCAUCCGCAGCAUUGGGAGAGUGCCGUCGCUCGCUUCCGCGCUCUGAUCGGUCAGUCAAAGCCUUGA
This is a messenger RNA of Exophiala oligosperma, 1106 nucleotides long. RefSeq lists its product as uncharacterized. Gene Ontology annotation, cellular component: cytosol. Lineage: Eukaryota; Fungi; Ascomycota; Eurotiomycetes; Chaetothyriales; Herpotrichiellaceae. The record is from RefSeq and is a predicted model, not a curated record. Gene Ontology annotation, molecular function: aldose reductase (NADPH) activity. The coding region runs from base 105 to 1106 and encodes 333 amino acids. The transcript has a single exon.